AUCCAAUUACGGUAAUAAAGAACAGGGAGAGCGCCCAUUUCGAAAUUUCCACGUCUUCCUUCCCAACUUCCUCGGCCCACUCAAGUUUUCGUCGGUCAAGUUCAAGCUAAGGCACAAGAUGGCACCCUCAGAUGAGCUCGAGUACCUCAAGCACCUUGUAGCUCAGCUCAAUGAGAAAAUUCACGCGCUAGAGACGAAAGCGAAAGCUAUCGUUCCUUCGAAGACGCCUGCUCAACAGCUUAGGACUAUUCUUAUGGGUCCUCCUGGUGCUGGGAAGGGAACACAAGCACCACGGAUACGUGACGAGUUCUGCGUCUGCCACCUCGCAACUGGCGACAUGCUCCGCGAGCAAAUAGCGAAGAAAACCGAGUUGGGGAGGAUGGCUAAGAAAGUUAUGGAUGCCGGCGAGCUAGUUACGGAUGAUAUCAUGGUUAACAUGAUCAAGGAUCAGCUUGAGAAUAACAAAGAGUGCUCGAAUGGAUUCGUAUUGGACGGAUUCCCAAGGACCGUUCCUCAAGCCGAGAAACUCGACUCCAUGCUUGAUUCUCGCGGUGAAAAGCUCAACAGCGUCGUCGAGUUGCUCAUCCCUGAUCAACUCCUCAUCUCCCGCAUCACCGGUCGUCUCAUCCACCCGGCUUCAGGACGGACGUAUCACAGGGAAUUCCAUCCGCCUAAAAAGCCUAUGACGGACGAUGUCACAGGCGAGCCCCUCAUCCAGCGCUCCGAUGACAAUGUAGAAACGCUGCGCAAGCGUCUUGUAACCUUCCACAAGCAGACUGGUCCCGUCGCAGAGUACUACAAAGGCAAAGGCUUGUGGCACGGUGUGGACGCCGCUCAAAGUCCAAGUGUCGUUUGGGACAACCUUCGCAAAGUCUUCCGGGCCCCACCGACAAAGUCGUAAUAUAUCGCACGUUUUCCCAUACAUAGACCUGCCUAUUUUGUGCAUAGACUGUCUGUCACACAGUGCUUUCCAUCUACAUAUGAUUUGCGCAACCAGGGAA
This is a messenger RNA of Suillus clintonianus, 1001 nucleotides long. Its product is annotated as adenylate kinase. Gene Ontology annotation, cellular component: cytoplasm; mitochondrion. The coding region runs from base 119 to 901 and encodes 260 amino acids. Gene Ontology annotation, molecular function: AMP kinase activity; ATP binding. The record is from RefSeq and is a predicted model, not a curated record. NCBI's taxonomy places the organism in Eukaryota, Fungi, Basidiomycota, Agaricomycetes, Boletales, Suillaceae. Gene Ontology annotation, biological process: ADP biosynthetic process. The transcript has 4 exons.